AGUAGUUUAGUCUAUGGCUUAUUGAAGCUAGGUAUUUUCUUGAAAUGUUACAAUUUGUUGGAAUUUGUGAAAAUAUAUUACUCUAAAUUUGUCUCCAAGGCUUGUGGUGCUAACAGCAAACGGAACCUUUUAGUGCGGUAAUACAAACUUGUUUGUCAUUUCAAGAAAGGGGAGUGGUUAUGCCAGAAGGAUGCCGUCGUCGUCGCGGUCGAGGGGCUCCGGGCGCGGGCCGGACGGCGCGCCACGGGCCCAAGUCAUAGCGCCCAUGUCGGAGCGGCAACAGCUGGCUCUAGUGAUGCAAAUAUCAUCACAAGAUGUUCCUCCAGCCGCUCCGACACCAGCAGAAGAGAGGAAGCGCACUAGACAACAGCGUAACGAGCGAGGUGAGACUCCCCUUCAUGUGGCAGCUAUCAAAGGGGAUCAUGAUCAAGUAAAAAAGCUUCUCGACCAGGGUCAAAAUCCAGAUGUUCCAGAUUUUGCUGGAUGGACCCCACUUCAUGAGGCGUGCAGCUACGGUUGGCACCCUGUCGUUAUAGUACUCGUUAAUGGGGGAGCCAACGUCAAUGCGAAGGGUUUGGACGACGAUACUCCGCUGCACGACGCCGCCACCUCUGGAAACCUUAAAAUGGUGAAAUUCCUCAUUGAACAUGGGGCUGAUCCAAUGGUCAAGAAUAAAAAAGGAAAAAUGCCGUCAGAUUACGCAGCACCACACAUCUAUGAAUAUUUGGAGACACUUAAAGAUAAUAACGUUAGAUCGUCACACGUCAGUCGCACAAGGGAUGACAGCUCCAAGAAGGGUUGCAAUGCUAGUGGUAACAGCGAUUCUAGUAAACGAAGCAACAUGGAUGGCCUAGCGCAGGCUGAUUUUGAAGGCAAGGAAGCCAUUUCGCAGGAGAAGGGGGGUACCACAGAUAGGGAUGAUGGCGCCCAACUUAGCAGUGGCGUGGUGUCGUCCACGCAAGAUGAAUCUAGCAGUAGCACAAAGAGGCCAUAUACAGAAGAAUCGCAAGAAAGUGAAACGGUUGAUGAUGAUGUAUCCAAAAGAAAAAAACGGAAAGAGAACGAAGAAAAGGAGCCAAUGGCAAAACCAGCUCCUGUAGCGCGAGGUGGACCCGGACGAGUUCUUACUGGUAGUAAGCCUCCGGGUCCAGCUAGCAAAACAGGGGCAACUCCACUGGGUAAAAGCAGUGGACAAAACAAAGGAGGUAAUUCCUCCGGAAAAAGUGGACAACAGGCGCAGGGGAAAGGGAGCGGCGCGGGAUCAAAAAACAACUCGCAGGGUUCUCACCAGGGCAAAUCGUCUGGCAGUUCAAAGGCAUCUAGUUCGCAAGCAAGUAAACAGGACAGAAAAAGUCCUGUUGCUAGUCCAAAGUCUCAUCCGGGGAAAGACAAUGCGGAUGGCGAUGAAGAGUCGAAGCAUGAAUCAGCGGCCCCAAAAGUUCCACCUUUAAAGAUUGUAAUUCCUGGUGGUGCAGGUGGUUCAAGCAGCCGGAACGAACAAGAAGGAGAAGGUGGUUCAGGAACAAGAGGCGGCGGCAAGGGGCGUGGCAGUGUAUCAACAUUGCCAUAUGUCAUCCCUUGCACCAGUGCUGAUACAGGGCAGACAUCCGACAGCUCUGACGGCAACUCUGACGACAAGAGGGUUCCUGAUACCGGAAAGGCUGGGCAAAGAGUCCUGCGUUCGCACAGGACAAAUGAUGGGGAGAAGGACAAGGAGAGGACGUCCCCUCAGACAGGGACAGAUAACCGCUCCGGAUCAGGACACAAUCAGUCUUCUUUGCAUUCCAACAAGAGCCCGUCAGCGUCGGGCUCUAGGUAUGAUGGUGGCAAAAGAAAUGCUCGAAAGGGGCACGACGCCGACCAUGGUUCAACUUCAUCAGGCGGUCAUAGCAGAUCUGAAUCAGCUAGUGGUACUGUGGAACUGCAUCCUCGUAAAAGGAAAAUUAAAGCAUCUAGAGAUAGUCAUUCACGAGAUGCUUCAAAAAAUGAUACGGCGGAAACCAGCACUACUGCACAUAAUGUGACUCACGCGAACCCCUACCAGAUGUAUAUUCACAUACGUAAACAGAUUGAUCGACGCCAGAAAGGUUUGUUCCCGGUGAAGCCAAAGCCGCCAAAGGAUUUCAACAAGUAUCUAAUGAAUAGGUGCACAUAUACCCUUCAGAGUAACGUUAAUCCUGAGCCUCCGAUAGAAAUACCUAUAAAUUUACCACCGCAAAUGAUCAAUGAGUUUAUGACUCAGGAAAAAGAAAGAACCCGUCUACGUAUUCAACAUCUAGUCGAAAAGGAAAAACUUGUACUGGCGGUCGAACAAGAAAUACUUCGCGUUCAUGGGCGCGCCGAACGCGCUGUGGCUAAUCAGGCUCUUCCUUUUUCUGUGUGCACAAUGCUGCGGGACAACGAAGUCUACAAUGUAUUGGCUCCAGAACAGGAGGAGAAACGCAACGCGCAGCGUUCCCGGUGUAACGGUAGACAAAUUAAUUCCUGGUUGCAAGAAGUUGACGACAAAUGGGAAAAAAUCAAAGAGGGGAUGCUUCGGCGUCAGCACACGGAAGCAGAAACCUUACACGCAGUACAAACGAUGGGUUGGGAAUGGAAGCUGAAGGAAUUAGGCAUAUGUGAUUAUAAGGCGACGCCUAAAAUUGAUUCGACUCAUGUACCACAAAUACACGUGUCGAAUUUUGACUUGCCCGCUUGAAUUUUGAGUUCAGAUUGCCUGUGUUUAUGUAACGUCAGUCUAGAUGGUAAUUUAGGCUGACAUAACUAUUUUUAUGUUAAGUAGGUAGUUUGUCGUUCUAAUUCUCGUUAUAACGCUAAUUGGUAAUGCGACUCAAGCGGAGCUACAAAAUUGGAUUUUUGAAAACAAAUUCUCGAUAUUUGUCGAACCUUGUAUGAUUCUCCCGCGCCACACCUCUCGGAAACUUAUGACCCUACACUAGUAGAUGCUACUGUUUAAUAUAUUAUUUUAUGAGUUGAAAAACGAGUCAUUUGUUCUCGAGGGUGGACAUUAUAUUAGUAAAUGUAAUUAUUUUGACAUUUCGUGAAUUAAUUUGUAUAGUUAUGAUUUAAUUUGUUAUAUAUAUAACUUGUAGGAUAGCUUAGCUAUACCGUAUGACUUUCUUUACCGUUCAAAAAAGGUAAGAGUAACUCCUAAGUAUAUGCAGUAUAUUAUUAUAAGCGUACGCUGCAUAUCCUGUAUGUAUUCUGUCUACAAUAAUUAUUAAUAAAAAAUACCGUUGGCAAUAUUUUGGUUUUCGAUAAACAGAAAUGAAAUAUAUUAAUUAAUAAUAUUUAAACGUUGAAUUCGUUUACCAACAUGUAAUUACAAUAAAAAGAGAUUUUCAGGAUUCCAUUAGCAAUCGAAUCGUCUUCACUUCACUAUUAUGCCAUGAUUUCCCGACGGUUAAAAAAGUCACCCAGUAUAAGGAAUAAUUAAUUAUAGUUUUGACUUAUUUUUAAGAAUUUAAUUUCUCGCAUGUUUUAUGAAGCGAACAUUUCAUAUUGAAGCACUACUUUUCUAGAUGGUAUAGACGAACUAGCUACAUUAUUUCUAAACUAAUAUAUUAAUCAUGUCGUGUUUAUAAA
Achroia grisella is the source of this 3585-nucleotide messenger RNA. Its product is annotated as ankyrin repeat domain-containing protein 11. Gene Ontology annotation, molecular function: protein binding. The record is from RefSeq and is a predicted model, not a curated record. The coding region runs from base 191 to 2698 and encodes 835 amino acids. Lineage: Eukaryota; Metazoa; Arthropoda; Insecta; Lepidoptera; Pyralidae. The transcript has 17 exons. Gene Ontology annotation, cellular component: nucleoplasm.